CAUCUCCCUCCCGGGCCCUCGCCCCUCUCCCCUCGCCCCCGGAUCCCAUUCUCCCCCUGCCCAUCCUCCAGCCAGCCAGUCAUCCAUCCAGCCGCACGCAAUUCCAUGGACCGGGAUCUUGGGUGGCACUGACUGGAGGCUACCCAGGGAUGAGAAAUUGCAAAAUGGUCCGGGUCGCCAGCGUGCUGGGGCUGGUCAUGCUCAGCGUCGCCCUGCUGAUUUUAUCCCUGAUCAGUUACGUGUCCCUGAAAAAGGAUAAUAUCUUCACCACUCCCAAGUACGCCAGCGCGGGGGUGCCUAGGAUGUAUAUGUUCCAUACGGGAUUUAGGCCGCAGUUCGCACUGAAGUUUCUGGACCCUUCGUUUGUGCCCAUCACAAAUUCUCUGACCCAGGAACUCCAAGACAAACCUUCCAAAUGGACUUUUAACAGGACAGCAUUUCUACAUCAAAGGCAAGAAAUUCUUCAGCAUGUCGAUGUAAUAAAAAAUUUUUCUUUGACCAAGAAUAGUGUUCGGAUUGGACAACUGAUGCACUAUGAUUAUUCCAGCCAUAAAUAUGUUUUCUCUAUUAGCAAUAACUUCCGGUCACUGCUUCCAGAUGUAUCACCUAUUGUGAAUAAGCAUUAUAAUAUCUGUGCCGUGGUCGGAAAUAGUGGGAUCCUUACAGGGAGUCAGUGUGGACAAGAAAUAGAUAAAUCCGAUUUUGUUUUUCGUUGCAAUUUUGCUCCCACUGAGGCUUUCCAAAAGGAUGUUGGAAGGAAAACCAACCUUACCACCUUCAACCCCAGCAUCCUGGAAAAGUAUUACAACAAUCUUUUGACCAUUCAGGACCGUAACAACUUUUUCCUCAGUUUGAAAAAGCUCGAUGGGGCCAUUCUCUGGAUCCCUGCUUUUUUCUUCCACACUUCAACAACUGUAACCAGGACCUUAGUUGACUUUUUUGUUGAGCACAGAGGGCAGUUAAAGGUCCAGUUGGCUUGGCCUGGAAAUAUAAUGCAACACGUCAACAGGUACUGGAAAAACAAGCAUUUAUCACCUAAACGGCUGAGCACAGGUAUUCUAAUGUACACCCUUGCUUCUGCAAUAUGCGAAGAGAUUCACUUGUAUGGAUUUUGGCCAUUUGGAUUUGAUCCCAACACAAGGGAAGACCUGCCGUACCAUUACUAUGACAAAAAAGGAACAAAAUUUACAACCAAGUGGCAGGAGUCCCAUCAGCUGCCUGCAGAGUUUCAGCUGCUCUACAAAAUGCACGGGGAAGGACUUAUUAAACUGACUUUGUCACAUUGUGCCUAAGAACUUCAAACUUGAAGUGCCAAAUGAUUGUUAAAAGUGCCCAAAACCAAAUUGAAUAUCCUUCAAAAAUAUAUCCCUAAAAUGUUUACUAAAGUAUUUUCCACAGUAUAAAGAUGCUCUUUUAUCACCCUUCCCACUGCUUUUCAAGGGUUUUCAGCAUAUUUAGCAAUGCAGAAAUGUUUAGCCAACAAGAGCUAGACUUUUUGAGCAGCAAGAAACUUUGUGAGUAAUGAAAAGAAUGUUUGCAUUUAUAGAUAUACUCCUUCUAGAAAAUAUGCUUUAAAAUAUUUUCACAUUAAUUUUCAUACUAGAUUAAAUG
Molecule: messenger RNA, 1611 nt
Organism: Tachyglossus aculeatus (Australian echidna)
Lineage: Eukaryota; Metazoa; Chordata; Mammalia; Monotremata; Tachyglossidae
Gene: ST8SIA3
Product: ST8 alpha-N-acetyl-neuraminide alpha-2,8-sialyltransferase 3
Exons: 4
Coding region: 150-1292 (380 amino acids)
Biological process (GO): oligosaccharide metabolic process; N-glycan processing
Molecular function (GO): alpha-N-acetylneuraminate alpha-2,8-sialyltransferase activity
Source: RefSeq, a predicted model, not a curated record